Messenger RNA from Rotaria sp. Silwood2, 804 nucleotides. Lineage: Eukaryota; Metazoa; Rotifera; Eurotatoria; Philodinida; Philodinidae. The record is from the annotation of a GenBank genome assembly.
AUGUCCAUCGUAGCCGAACGAUCUAACGACGCCAAAGAAAUUUACGACUCAAUUGCCGAACAAUAUGUGGAUUUCAAAAAAGCUCCAUAUCGCACAGCAGUCGAACAGUAUACAUUCUUUGAUACAAUGUUGUUGAAGAACGAACGUGAACAUGGCAAAAAUGCACGCAUUCUUGAUUUAGCUUGUGGUGAUGGACAUUACACGCGCAAAUUACGAGAUUUGUUUCCUGAUGCGUCAUAUAUAUGUGGAAUUGAUAUUAGUUCAUCGAUGAUCGAUAUUGCUAAACAACGUGAAACUGAGUCUCCAAAAAAUAUCGAUUAUAUUUGUGCCGAUGGUAAAGAUUUGCCCGUUAGCGAGGCACCUUAUGAUAUAAUCACUGCCGUCUAUUAUUUAAAUUAUGCUCAAACACGUGAUGAUCUUCGUGCAAUGAUUAAAAGUGCUUGUGACCAACUUAAGCCUGGUGGAUCAUUUUAUUUAAUGAAUGAAAAUGUUUGUAGUUCGAGUGAUGCAUUCAAUAAUCCAAUGCACAAGAAGUACACAUUUUUUCGAGAACAUUCAGGUGAUACUCUGCGUGAAGGUCAACCCAUUAAAUAUACGUAUUAUUGGGAUGUUAACAAGCCUUCCAAAUGUGUUUUUUUCAAUUAUUAUAUGUUUCCUUCAACUUAUGAAGAUUUAUUCAAAGAAUGUGGUUUUUCAUCGUUCGAAUGGGUUCCGGUUCAAUGCAAUCCAAAGAUUGACAAUGUUUCGUUUUUCGAUGAUCUUGUUCGUUUACCUCAUGUCAUCGGAGUUAUCGCCAAGAAAUGA